AAUCUCCCACCUCAGCUCUGAAAAAGGUUUAGAUAUAAAUGAGGCGCUUUCCUACCUUUCCAAGGAUGGGUUAUUAAUUCAUUUGUAUUUUGCCUUGUGACCGCGUUCAUCAGCGCCAGUGUGACGUUUCUAAUAAAAAUUUCAGAGUGGUUUGCUUAUUUCCAGUUGGUGGGCGAAAAUUAGUAGAAUAUUGAAUUAUUUUGCUGAUUUUGUUUUAAUCUUAUCAAACAUACAUUGUAAUGAAUGUUGAUGAAUGCUGAACUACAACGACUGCUUUGAAAAAUGGUUGAACCUGAAGGUGCAGAAGUAAGUUCCACGCAGAAGUCUUUAUCGUCCUCUCACGAUCCUGGAUGGAACGAUCCGCCAAAAUGGGCUUUCACUCCACCGCAAACUUCGUGUGCAACACCUACAAAGCGUGUAUUGAACAAACGAGUAGCUUUUCCAUUAAACUCAGCAACCACUGCCUCGAAUUCUCAAAGUCAAUCUCCAAUGUCUCUUCCACCGAAUCUCCCGCCUCCUGCAUCUUUCAAAAGCGAAUCAGAAAGUCCUGGGAUUGUUUUCAGUAGAGUAGGACCAGAAGAUUCUCAUUCUGAUUCAUAUAUUGAUAAAGAAAAAUCAUUGAGUGAAGCCUUAUUAAACUUAGAGACUGUAAUAGAAAAACACAUAGAUUCAAAAUCGAAAGCCCAAGAAGUCCAAAAGAGAAUAGAGACUAUGAAAAGUUUAUGGCUGGAGGACAAACUGGAUAGUUGCAUUCAUAGAAAAGUUUUGGACAUCUCGAAAGCUUUGAAAGAAGAAGAUGCUGAAAAGGCAGACAAGAUUCAUAUUUCCUUGAUGUUGGAGCGAGCAGCACUUUGCAGUUCCUGGAUUCCUGGUAUAAGACACUUGAUCUUAGAAAUGAAGUGUAAAUUUACUAGUGGCGAAACUACAAUUGAAUCGGGCCCGAGUUUAAUAUCUCUCUCUUUAGAAGAUACUCAAUAAUGAUUUUUACGAGGGGCGAUUCACUCUCGAGUAAACUUUGAAAAAUUUGAAUAUUUUGGAUGAUUUUAAAUUAUUCUUUAUUCUUAGGUAAGUUAUUAGAGUAUUCACAUCAUAAAUACCUUAAAUAGAUUAAAUUUACAAAAGAUUUCGACUCGCUUCUUACUGCUAGCUGUUUUGUGAAUUUAAAGUAAAUGAUAUUUUUAAAUUGUGACCUUUUUUAUAUUUUCUUAAUGUCUUGUUACUUUACUUAUUUGAAUAUAUUUCCAGAUAUUUCAAAUUCUUAUCCAAAGUUAAAUAUUGAUAUUCGAGAGUGAAUCGCCCGCGGAUUUUUAGCGAUCCUUGAGAAUUUGCUUUAUUUUAAUUAUGCAAUACUAUCUAAUAUUGUACUCUUAACGAGGAUAAAUAUUUAUUACGUCCCUAUUUAAUACACUGA
Molecule: messenger RNA, 1411 nt
Organism: Belonocnema kinseyi
Lineage: Eukaryota; Metazoa; Arthropoda; Insecta; Hymenoptera; Cynipidae
Product: steroid receptor RNA activator 1-like
Exons: 3
Coding region: 283-978 (231 amino acids)
Biological process (GO): regulation of transcription by RNA polymerase II
Cellular component (GO): nucleus
Source: RefSeq, a predicted model, not a curated record